AUGGAGGAGAGCAUUCAGCACUUUACUGACAUUACUGGAGCGAGCGUCGAUGUGGCUCGAGGCUUCCUAGAGAUCACGGGAGGUGAUUACCAGCGGGCCAUUGAGCUCUUCUUUGAGAGUCCAGAUCUGGUCGGAGCUGGCGUAUCCAGCAACCCUCCCACCACCUCGACGGCUCGCCCUCCUGCACCACGCAGAGUCAACAUCGGCAGAGAAGAUGCCAGUGGAGUGAUCCACAUCAAUAGUGACGAUGAGGACGAGGAGGAUGUCGACAUGCAAUACCACGAUGAUGCCUUCGACGUCGACGAGGACGAGCGGGUUGCCGCUGCGCAGGCUGCCGCUUUUGCACAAGAAGAGGAGGAUGCUGCCAUGGCAAAGCGUCUACAGGAGGAACUAUACCAGGAAUCGGGAUCAGCUGGUGGGGAUGUCAGGGCUCCUAUUGCUCGGACGACAGAGACGCUUGUGGCACCAGACCCAUCCUGGGGAGAAGAGGAGAGCUCAGCUAUCCUGGAACAACUGAGAAGGAGGCGACAGAUGCCUCCUUCCUCUAGAGGGCCAUUCGGUCACCGGAUAUGGGGAGAUGAUACGAGAAGUGCCGAGCCCGCGGGCGAUGACGAUACAUCCGCUCAUGCCCGGCGCCUGGAGGAUUUGUUUCGACCGCCCUACGAUCUGAUGUCUCGAUUAUCAUGGGAUGAGGCCCGUACGCUGGGCAAGGAAGACAAGAAGUGGAUAAUGGUUAACCUACAAGACAUGAGCGAUUUUAGCUGUCAGAUGCUUAACCGAGAUAUCUGGAAGGACAGAGCUGUGAAAGAGCUGGUCAACGAAAACUUCAUUUUCCUGCAGUUGGACAAAGAUUACCCCGAUGCGGAGGAGUAUAUAACAUUCUACUUCCCCAACCGGUCACAUGAAAAUCCAGACAACUACCCUCACGUCUCCAUUGUUGAUCCUCGAACUGGAGAGCAGGUCAAAGUAUGGAGCGGGAAGCCCUUCCCCAAUGCCAACGAGUUUCACGCCGAGGUGGCCGAAUUUUUGGACCGAUACAGCCUCGCAGCCAACAGCAAGAAUCCAGUUGCUAGGGCGCCCGCUCGGAAACCUCAAGUCAUUGACGUGGAUCGAAUGACAGAAGAUGAGAUGCUGGAGAUGGCGCUCAAAAACAGCUUGGCUGGAGCUCAGAGUGGCGGCUCGGGAUCGGGCUCGGGAUCCACGCCAAGUGUUCAUGAUCCUGAUGCAUUGACUAAGGAGGAAGCGAAAAAGCCUGAAGAACAAGAGUCGCAGAACCCAUUUGCCCAGAUCUCUAGCAUAAACCCUCAUGUGGAACCUGAUAACAACCCCUCUACAACGACACGCAUUCAGUUCCGACACCCUGACGGUCGCAUCAUUCGGCGGUUCAAUUUGCAGGACCCUGUUCGCAGGAUAUAUGAAUGGCUCAAGGCGGAGCCGCUGCAGGGCAAGGAAGGGAUUAUUUUUGAGCUGAAGCAGAUGCCCCAGGGACAAGAUCUUAUUGAAUCAUUGGACUCUACCAUCGAAGAGGCGGGCCUGAAGCAAGGGACAGUCAUGAUUGAGUUUAUUACGGACGAAUAA
Trichoderma asperellum CBS 433.97 is the source of this 1578-nucleotide messenger RNA. RefSeq lists its product as uncharacterized. NCBI's taxonomy places the organism in Eukaryota, Fungi, Ascomycota, Sordariomycetes, Hypocreales, Hypocreaceae. Gene Ontology annotation, cellular component: nucleus. Gene Ontology annotation, biological process: proteasome-mediated ubiquitin-dependent protein catabolic process. The record is from RefSeq and is a predicted model, not a curated record. Gene Ontology annotation, molecular function: ubiquitin binding.